Messenger RNA from Passer domesticus (house sparrow), 732 nucleotides. RefSeq names its product homeobox protein vex1-like. Gene Ontology annotation, biological process: regulation of DNA-templated transcription. Gene Ontology annotation, molecular function: DNA binding; DNA-binding transcription factor activity, RNA polymerase II-specific. The record is from RefSeq and is a predicted model, not a curated record. NCBI's taxonomy places the organism in Eukaryota, Metazoa, Chordata, Aves, Passeriformes, Passeridae. The coding region runs from base 1 to 645 and encodes 214 amino acids. The transcript is spliced from 3 exons.
AUGGAGAAGGGGCCCUUCUCGGUGGAGUGGCUGGCUCAGAGCAGCCGCGGCGGAGCUCGGGAGCUGCCCGACUCGCCCCGGGAGCGGGAGGCCGCGGAGCGCCCCGGGCACGGAGCGGUGCAGGCGGGCGCGGCGCCCGGGCGGCCCCGCACCAAGUUCUCGGCCGCGCAGCUGCAGGAGCUGGAGCGCAGCUUCCGCGAGCAGCGCUACAUCGGCGCCGGCGAGAAGCGGCGCUUGGCCGCCGUGCUGAACCUCUCCCAGAGCCAGAUAAAAACCUGGUUUCAGAAUCGUCGUAUGAAGUUCAAACGCCAGACUCAAGAUGCCAGGAUCGAAGCUCUUUUCUCUGGCUUGCUUUUGCCCUGUCACUGUUACCCAGACAUGGCUACAUCCAGCUAUCCUCAUGGGAUGGACGUCAAUGUCUCUGCUACCUCUGCUGUUUCCCUUCACCCAGCUGUGCCAAACCCUGCCUUGUUGUUACCUUCUGUUCCAGCUCAGUCUCUUCAGCCAGUUUUGCCAAGUCCAGCUUUACUAUUGCCUCCCGGACCAGGAUUAUCUUGUUACUCUUCUGUGCUUCCAGCAGUGACUCUAACCACAGAACAUAAGACUGAUGUUCCAACCAGAUCUUCCUUCCUGUUAAAAAUGUAAAAGAUUAUAUGUAAUCUCAAAAAAGUGCCAAAUAUCUCUAAGAGUAAUUAUUUAUUUUGUUAUAUUAAAUAAAGAUUCUUUGAAUUA